Rhizophagus irregularis DAOM 181602=DAOM 197198 is the source of this 1464-nucleotide messenger RNA. Lineage: Eukaryota; Fungi; Glomeromycota; Glomeromycetes; Glomerales; Glomeraceae. The record is from RefSeq and is a predicted model, not a curated record.
AUGCCAAAAAAUUCAUGGGUGAAUACUAAUGAAAAUAAAUAUCAGCUCCAUGUUACAAUUCCUACUAUUGAUUCAACUAUUGAAUCAGAAAAUGUAGAUAAAAGAGUAGUUUAUAUAGGAGAUUUAGAAAAAAGAAAACAAGCAUAUGGAAUAUGUGGAGAAUGUAAAGAACCUGGAACAGGAAAAAAAUGGUGUAAAACAUGUAAUGCUAAAAGAAUUAAAGAUAACUUUAAAAAUUGGACUAGUGGAAAUAAAGAUAUUGAUGAAUUUAUACAGCAAUCACAACUUAAUGCUGUACAUUAUACAAAAUAUCUUGAAUGGAUACCUUUUGAAAAAUUUCAAAAUAUCACUUAUAUUGCGGAAGGUGGUUUUAGUAAGAUUUAUUCAGCUGAAUGGCCUGAAGGAUAUAUUGAUCAUUGGGAUAUUGAAAAUCAAAAAUGGUAUAGAGAGCAAUACUAUAGUAAAUAUGCAUUGAAAAGUUUGGAUAAUUCUUCUGAUAUAUGUUCAGAUUUUUUAAAUGAGAUUAAAUCUCAUCUUCAGAUUUAUUUUGUAGAUAUUGUUCAAUGUUAUGGAAUUACUCAAGAUCCAAAUAAUAAAGAGUAUAUGAUGGUUAUAUAUUAUUGUAAUGAUGGAAAUUUGAGAAAUUAUUUAAAUAAAUCUAAAAAUUAUAUAAAAUAUGGAUCAAAAAUGUUUGACUUACAACGAAUUGCAAGAGGACUUUUAGAUAUUCAUAAUGCUGAAAAAGUUCACAAAGAUUUUCAUUCAGGUAAUAUAUUAUUUUCAAGUAUUCCAUAUAUAAGUGAUUUAGGAAUGUGUCAACCAGCAAAUAUAAAGCAAACAGUUAAAGAAGAAGGAAUUUAUGGAGUAUUACCAUAUAUGGCACCAGAAGUUUUACGUGGACAACAAUAUACAAAAGCAGCAGAUAUUUACUCAUUUGGAAUAAUAAUGAAAGAAUUUCUUUCUGAAGAAAUUCCUUUUAAUGAUAUUCCUCAUGAUGAAUUUUUAGCUAUUGAAAUAUGUAAAGGACUUAGACCAACAAUUUCUAAAGACAUGCCAAAGUUACUUGCAGAUUUGAUAAUUAAAUGUUGGAAUGCUGAAAUAAAAAAUAGACCAACCAUUAAAGAGUUGUAUCAAACACUAAAAGGAUUGUAUAAUUAUAACACAUGCGAACUUUAUUUUCAAAUAAAAGAAUAUGAUAAAAUUAGUAAAGAAAAAUUCGAAAACAGAUCAAAUGAAGAUAAAUACAAACGUUUCAAAACGCAUCCACAAGCAAUUUAUACUAGUAGACUUUUAAAUUUCAAAAAUCUUCCAAAACCAGUAGAUUCUUUAGAUUUAUCAUCUUUUCUAUUCAGUUCAAACACUAGUUAUACUGCUCAAUCAACAUCAGCAAAUCCAAAACUAAAUGAAAUUUGUCAAGAUGAUGAACAUAAUAUUGAACGAAGUUUCUUUUUACGUGAAAGUUGA